Messenger RNA from Cylicostephanus goldi, 864 nucleotides. NCBI's taxonomy places the organism in Eukaryota, Metazoa, Nematoda, Chromadorea, Rhabditida, Strongylidae. The record is from the annotation of a GenBank genome assembly.
AUGCAGAUGCUUGGACUGUUUGGCAUGGCUCCCGCUGUCACUCCUGAACUCCAACGGCUUAUGUUUGAAAAUCAAUUAGCCAUGGCUAAUCCAUUUUUGGCAAGUACACUAUGGAAUUUGCCUGUUCAACCCGCUCCACCUCAGCUUCCUCUGCAAAGCACAAAACCGCCCGAGCCUCAAGGUGAAACUCGUCCUCGAGAGGAGCAACCACUAGAUUUGAGUAGAAAAUCGGGAUUGGAAGCAAUUAUCGACAUUGAAACUGCCAAUUAUAGCCACAAACAGCGAAAGCAUCAACAACAUCAGCAAAAUUUUACGACAGUAGAAAAGGAACCGGCUAGUUCGGAGGAUUUGCUAAGAAACGGGUACGGUAUGAAACGGAAUUAUAGUCAAGUGGAUCUAACGGCAGCUGUCAAUGAUAUACGAUGUGGGCGAUUAGGGACAAGGCGGGCAUCUGUAGUAUAUGGAAUUCCUCGAUCAACUUUGAGAAAUAAAAUAUACAAACUAGAAGCAGCAGAAGAAAUGGCUGGACAAGUUCCAAUGAGUAAAAGAAGGCGACCUGGCGGACAGAGCAAUGCCGAGAAGAAACUUGCUGAGCAGGUUGAACGGCAGAAAAAGGCCUCUACCCCAGUUACUGAUUGUUCAUCUAUAUCUCCGAGCAGUGAUGGAACUGAAGGAGAGAAAACUGAUAAUCCAGAAAAUCGCUGGGAUAGCGAUUGGACUACAAACCUCUGGCAGAGCCUCUUCAGCCAAACUACGACAAGCAUGGCUGGUGACAAUAUUGGUACGUCUUCGAAAGAAGAUGUCAAGAAAGAAGAUCUCUCGGAAUGGAAGAAAAGUCGACCAAAACGUGGACAAUACAGGUAA